Emiliania huxleyi CCMP1516 is the source of this 520-nucleotide messenger RNA. RefSeq lists its product as hypothetical. The record is from RefSeq and is a predicted model, not a curated record. The transcript has a single exon. NCBI's taxonomy places the organism in Eukaryota, Haptophyta, Isochrysidales, Noelaerhabdaceae. The annotation marks the transcript as partial.
AUGUCUACUGACGAGGCCCAGCUCCGGGAGCGCCUGGUCGGCGCCAAGCGCCGUAGUGCGAGCGUCGCCGCUGCGCCGCCGGCCCGGCCUCCCGCGGCGGCCGGGCCGCGGGCUGCGUCGCCGCAGUGUCGCAGCCUCUCGGCGCUGGUGGCGUCGCAGGUGGGAGCGAAUGCCGCGGGCUGCUACCACGAGCUGCUGCGCGCUGAGUCGCGGCUGGCCUCGGAGCUCACCGCCAGGGCCGCCGCGUUCGAGCACGAGCUCCGGUUCGCAGGCGGCGCCACUGGGGUGCACUCGCCCACGCCGCGCACGCGUUUGGUCCGUCUCUUUGUCGGCUCGUCGCUCGAGCCGGCGCCGGCGCCGCAGGUCGCCGGCGCGCCCCCGGCGCAGCCCUCCGUCGCCUGGACGGUCAAGGUGUGGGCGAAACGCAUCCAGGACCCGCCCGCGGCCACGCCGCCCACCGAGGCUGCGGUGGCACAGCAGCAGCUGUCGGACAACGGCGGCGGCGAGGGCGAGGGCGGCG